AUGGCUUCAUUAGUACAGCGUCGUAUGCUCUCAAAGGCGGACGAGGAGGCGGCGGACGAGGUCGAGGUUCGACGUGAGGAUCAGGACAAGAUCAACCGGUUCAGCCGCCUACACCAGCGAGAACUUGUUUUGGGCGACGAAUUGAGCGCUAAGAACAAGGAGAAGGAAGAGCUCGACGACUUGUCUACAGAACUCGAACUCGCUGACGAGGACGAGAAGAUCCAGUACAAAAUUGGCGAUGCCUUUUUCCACGUUUCGGUAGAGCAGGCCCAGGAGAUGCUUGAGAAAGCAACGGAGACGCUCGAGGAAGAGUCCACAUCAUUGGAGGACAAGCUAUCGUCUAUCCGUGAGGAGAUGACAAAGCUCAAGGUCGAUUUAUAUGCCAGAUUCGGAAAGCAGAUCAACCUAGAGACUUGA
Molecule: messenger RNA, 417 nt
Organism: Fusarium pseudograminearum CS3096
Lineage: Eukaryota; Fungi; Ascomycota; Sordariomycetes; Hypocreales; Nectriaceae
Exons: 4
Coding region: 1-417 (138 amino acids)
Biological process (GO): protein folding
Cellular component (GO): cytoplasm; prefoldin complex
Source: RefSeq, a predicted model, not a curated record